Telopea speciosissima is the source of this 863-nucleotide messenger RNA. RefSeq names its product dehydration-responsive element-binding protein 1F-like. Gene Ontology annotation, molecular function: DNA binding; DNA-binding transcription factor activity. The record is from RefSeq and is a predicted model, not a curated record. Lineage: Eukaryota; Viridiplantae; Streptophyta; Magnoliopsida; Proteales; Proteaceae. Gene Ontology annotation, biological process: regulation of DNA-templated transcription.
UGAUUCUCUGAGCAUUGGAGAACCCCUUGUAUAAUUCAUUCCCAAAAUUUAUGGAGAUAUAUGAAGAUCAAGAAUCAUCGGCAUCGUCUUCUUCUCCAUCGCUGUCGGAAGAGCAAGUGCCAGUGGCGGCACCGACCAAUACCAAUACCAAUACCAAUUCCACGAUGGUGACCCAGAAGAGGAAGGCAGGGAGGAAGAAGUUCAAGGAGACGAGGCACCCGAUCUUCAGAGGGGUGAGGGAGAGGAACAGAGGGAAGUGGGUGUGCGAGGUGAGGGAGCCCAACAAGAAGUCUCGCAUAUGGCUGGGUACCUUCCCUUCCCCCGACAUGGCCGCCAGGGCUUACGACGUCGCUGCUCUCGCCCUCAGAGGGAAGUCCGCAGCUCUCAACUUCCCUGAUUCCGCAUGGCUUCUCCCACGUGCGAAGUCAUCAUCCCCUAAGGAUAUACAGAUGGCAGCUCUCCAGGCUGCCGAGUCAUUCCGUCCUGCCUCCACCGACACCACCACCACCACCUUCACCACCUGCUCUCCCUCGUCUUCCUCUUCAUCCUUGUCGUUUACGAACCUUGCUGUUGCUCCUGAUGAGUUGACACAACGUGUAGAAGAGCGAGAGAAGGGUGGAAAUCUGGAAACUUCAGCAACAACGACCGCACCAGCAGCGUCGAUUACGACGAACGACGACGACGACGAGGAGAGGUUCAUAGACGAGGAGGCGUUGUUUAAUAUGCCAGGUCUGCUGGACAGCAUGGCCGAAGGGAUGCUGCUAACACCGCCAUCAAUGGAACCGCAAAGAUUCAACUGGGAUGACGUGGAUCACCACAUGGACUUCUCCUUGUGGACUGACUGAGUGAGUGAGUGACUAAUU